AUGGUGCCAAUAAAAAAGGAAGCCUUACAGAAAUUCUUUGCCGAACAUCGGUUAACCAUAGAACUAAGACCAAAGAGGAGUCGGUACUCCUGUGCCAUCAAACUACGCUUAAAUAUUGCACCGAAAAGCGAAGAUGACUACAUCACUAGGAAUAUUCAGCGUAGGACUGUGGGUGGCGUUGUAUACUCCAGCCCAGAGAAUACAUCCCUUACGUGGUCUUCAAACUUGAUUACUGUUCCAUUAAUCGAUAUAUUUGAUAUUCAGCAUUAUCUUUGCACCGAGUCCGGUUGGACUAAAGAACGUUUUAACAACAGAAAGAAAGAGAAUAGUUUCAAACUAUUUUCAAAUGGACAUAUACAUGGUGUUGAACUUUGUAAUCUGGAAAAUGACAUGUUGUAUAUGCGUGCCAGAUGUGUGCCUGAAACGCGGCAGUCUGGGGACCCCUAUAAGCUGUGGGUACUAUUGAAUAAAUCAGGCCAAAUUUUCUCAGCGGAAUGCAAAUGUAUAGCGGGUGAUGGAUCAUGUAAACAUGUUGCAGCUGCACUUUUUGGAAUUUUGGCCUUCAGCACCGAUCUUCAUGACAGUGCUGGUCCAUCGGUUACUGAUGUACCAGCUUACUGGACGGCUCCAAAACGCAUUUGCAAGCCAGUGGCUGUAGAAGAUUUAGAUAUUAGAGCUGAUGUCACUACAGCACGCUCUGAUGGGCCUACACAUCAGGAUGGAUACUUUCCAAUUCCAGAGGAUCAACUUGAUAAAAAAAGGAUUGAAAAAGACAUGGUGAAACUUUUGAAAAACUGUAAAGUUCCUGGUGUUGCCUUAUACACGUUAUCUGAUUCAGAUUCAGAUUUAGAGGACAUCGAAUUCAAAGAGAUAAUUUUAAAAACAUAG
Messenger RNA from Saccostrea cuccullata (small rock oyster), 888 nucleotides. RefSeq lists its product as uncharacterized. NCBI's taxonomy places the organism in Eukaryota, Metazoa, Mollusca, Bivalvia, Ostreida, Ostreidae. The coding region runs from base 1 to 888 and encodes 295 amino acids. Gene Ontology annotation, molecular function: zinc ion binding. The record is from RefSeq and is a predicted model, not a curated record. The transcript is spliced from 5 exons.